Molecule: messenger RNA, 2820 nt
Organism: Ctenocephalides felis (cat flea)
Lineage: Eukaryota; Metazoa; Arthropoda; Insecta; Siphonaptera; Pulicidae
Exons: 5
Coding region: 1-2820 (939 amino acids)
Source: RefSeq, a predicted model, not a curated record
AUGGCUCUGAGAAUGGAAUCAAUACAUGUGCAUCAUGUUGAGAGUCCUCGAAAUACAAUUUUAACAAUCACAGAUAAUAUCGGUUCAUCAGAUAUUUUAGCAAGCGAAGAAACAAAGUUUAUAUCGAAGUGCGCCGAAUUUAAGGAUGACAGUUUUGCUGAAUUAAAGGAGCUAUGUAUGUUUUCUAAAUUGAAUUCGGAUAUUAGUCGCGAUGCUCCUAUCGCUUAUAUUGACGAAGAGUUGAGUGGUAGUGAACAUGGUUCGCUGGAAACAACGAGCAAUGAUGUCAUAGCAGACUGUACGCACAAGCGCGUGGGUGUACCUCAACCAGAGAGUGCAAAUAUUUUGGCAAAUGCGAACAACAACGAUGAAGAAUCCAAUGAUUGUUCAUUGCAUUCAAAUGAUUCAGGUGAAGAAGACACAUCGUUUGCGAAAACGUCGUCCGGUGAUUAUCCUGUCGACGAUGCAACUUACGAUAUUUCGACUGUUAGCAGCAUGGAGAGUCCUGUGGAAAAUCCGAAUGCGGAAAGUUUGACUGUAACUGAAGAGGCCGCGCGUCGGUUCGAAUCGAUCGAAUCCCCACCUCGCGGCGGCGCGUCUCCGGCGCAUUCCCCGCUGAUCGCACCGGAGACGACGCCGUCGCUCGCCGCCGCGGACGGUGCAUGCGACGGGCUUCAGUGCCGCAGCAAGCCGACGCGAGUUGACAUCACGCUGCACGCGUGUCGAGAGCACGUGUCGCGAGUACACGAUCACGCUGUCAUCUGUCCUGAAGAAGAACAAGGGACAGACCAGUGCAAAGACGACGCUCUCGACGACCAGAAGGCGUCUAAUAGAUUACCGAUCAAUACAACAUUACGACGUCCGACACCCGGAGAAUGGAGCCCCGUGCCGCCGCGGCAUGGGGCUUCUGAAGAAAACGAGAGUGCGUCGUGCAGGUCAAGGCCGAAACCACCCUCAAAUUCGCAACGGCAACAAGAAGAAACGAUUUGUGACACAAUCAAGGAACUAGAGUCUACAUUAGAUGCCACUGUUUAUGAUCCUUGGAAGAGUGCAACACGACAUGAAUACAGUCCUACUACUAUCAGUUUUGAAAGUAGUAGCAGAUUAAAACGUCUAGAAGAACGCUUGAAUAGCAGGAAACAAAUACCUGUGAUAGGCAAUGCUAGUACACAAACCGAAGAUACCAGUACAAAAUUACCUGACAUAGAAUUAAUCCCUCCUCCUCCGCCUCCAAAGGAAUACGCUGGUGGUGAUAACUCCGAGGAAACUUUUGAAGAAUCACAUGUUCCCUGCGUGAUAACAGCUGAUCAAGUUCUGAUCGGCGACGUUUAUACUAAUUGCGAAUUUGAUGCUCGCGAAAUCAACAACUAUGAAUUGCCAUUGGACGAAGAUUCUUAUUACGAAUGUUAUGAUGAACUAGGGGAAGAAGAAGAGGAAGAAGUCAAUCCUGAAGAAAAGCAGGGUGACAACGCGGAGUGUGAAAGUCAGCAUCAGCUGAGUAGUGUAGUGAAGUGCAAGUCGGAAGCCGGCGAUGCGCGGCGUGGUGACGAGAUGGUGCAUAAUCGUGACCAUGGUAACUUACGGAGUCUGCUGAAGAAGGCCGGCUCUAGUGGUAGUAGUGCUUCUAGUGUUAGCGGCAGUAGUGGUGCAUCGCGCACUAAGCGCCGCGUAGUGUUCGAUGAAAAACGAAAUGAGUUUUUUGACGCGGAUUAUAUUAUAUUGAUACGUGAAGAUUGUGCAGAGUGUAGAUAUGAUGAAGACGACGAAGAUGGACAGUGUUCGUGCACGUGCGGUGACCACGAACCGUUGCCACAAUGCCCGGGAUGUUGCGAAGACCACUGCGAUUAUGACGAUCACUGCUCUCAAACGCCGCAGAGUCCUAAGUUCGCACCACCUCUCGAGUUUGUCGAUCAGGCGGCACUCAGCCCCCCUGAAGGCUACAAGGAUGGCGGUCAGGGCGGCAACGGGCACGGUCAACCUGUCAGCGCUCUCGGGGCGCUUGGUGCACAGCACUUACAUCAACUGCAGGUUAUUCAGCGGUUGCAGGAGCAACGGCAGCAUAUGCUAGCCACCGCAGCAGCAGCAGGUAGACAAGCAGCGGCGCAAGCUGCUGCUGCUGCAGCGCAACAGCAACAGCAGCAGCAGCAACAUCAAAAUGCACCCCAAGCCAGAAGGCGACAGUUAGUCUGUGCAGAAUGUAGGAAUCAUGACAGCGUGUCAGAAUCGGAUUCGCACAGUUCUGGCGAGGAUGAUGAUAUGCGAGGUGGACAUGGCGACAGCCCGCAUGGGGAUCGCAAAGCGCCCGAGUACCGACCGCCACCCACACCGGCGGGACAGGCGGUGCGUACCACCACCAUGAAGGAGAUAGUUGCCGGCGAAGAGCGGCCAGUACUUGUCACCAACUGCCGAGCGGAUGUCACAAUGACCGCAGUUACCGAGAGGCGAAUAGUCCGAGAGGCCUCCGCAGAUGCAGGCAAUAGGAACUCUACCGCUGCUGCUGGGGCUGAUGUUACGGAUUCGUCCACGAUGAAUUCAUCAGGAGCGGCGAAUGUUACAUCGAACGUGGAUGCAGUGGCUGCUUCGUUGAAUGGAAUAUUGAAAGGUGGAAGGCUGUGGAAAAGCACCAGCGAUUUACCACAGGAGGAUGCUACUAGUUUUUGUUCCGAUGACGAUAAUGCAAGUCGUAGAUCAGUUCGAUUUUUCGAAGAAAAUGACAAUACCCUCCAUGGAACAUCCGAGGACCGCGAUGACGAGACUUCAUCGAACCUGAAACGACAACCGGUUGAAGAAGAAAGGACGGCAGAAAGAAUCAUCUGUUGA